Molecule: messenger RNA, 795 nt
Organism: Verticillium dahliae VdLs.17
Lineage: Eukaryota; Fungi; Ascomycota; Sordariomycetes; Glomerellales; Plectosphaerellaceae
Product: U2 small nuclear ribonucleoprotein A
Exons: 5
Coding region: 1-795 (264 amino acids)
Biological process (GO): mRNA splicing, via spliceosome
Cellular component (GO): U2 snRNP
Molecular function (GO): U2 snRNA binding; protein binding
Source: RefSeq, a predicted model, not a curated record
AUGCGGCUCACGGCGGAGCUCAUCAAGGACUCUCUCUCCUACCUGAACCCGCUCAAGGAGCGCGAGCUCGAUCUCCGAGCGAGGCCCCUUCGCCGGGCGCGUGCGAGACAGGACACCGAAUCCCCGCCAUUGAGAACCUGGGCGCUGCCGGCACAGCCCCACGACUCGAUCGACCUCACCGACAACGACAUCCAGACCCUCGGCAACUUCCCCCUGUCGCCGCGCAUCACCACCCUGCUGCUCGCCCGCAACCGCGUCGCCUCCAUACAGCCCGCCCUGCCCACCGCCAUCCCGAACCUGCGCCACCUUGUGCUCGCCUCAAACCAGAUCGCCGAGCUCGCCGACCUCGACGUCCUCGCCAAGUUUGCCCGCCUAACCCACCUCGUGCUGAUCGAGAACCCCGUCACCAGGAAGGAGAACUACCGCUACUGGGUGCUCUGGCGGUGUCCCGGCGUCCGCUUCCUCGACUACGUCAAGGUCAAGGACGCCGAGCGCCAGCAGGCCGUUGCCCUGUUCGGCACGGCCGACGAGCCGACGGCGCUCGCCUCCAAGAUCAUGGGCGUCAAGUCCAAGACGUUCGACACGGGCGCCGCGGGCGGCAUCGCUGCUGCCGGCGACCAGGCGCAGGGCUCGCGCCUGUCGCGCAUCAAGCUCACCGACAAGGAGAAGAAGCGUCUGCAGGAGAUGAUCAAGCGUGCCGACAGCCUGCAGGAGAUCAUUCGGCUCGAGAAGAUGCUCAACGAGGGGACAUUACCCCCUGGCGUGCACCUCGAUGCUGAUGUCAUGGAGGAAUAA